CCCUUGCCCAGCCUCCCAACAUGGCGCAGUCGGUGAACAUCACGGAGCUGUCGCUGCCGCAGCUGGAGCUGCUCAAGAACCAGCUGGACCAGGAGGUGGAGUUUCUCUCCUCAUCCAUCGCGCAGCUCAAGGUUGUACAGACCAAAUACGUGGAGGCCAAGGAGUGUCUGAAUGUGCUUAACAAGAGCAACGAGGGGAAAGAAUUACUCGUCCCAUUGACCAGUUCGAUGUAUGUACCUGGAAAGCUACAUGAUGUGGAGCAUGUUCUCAUUGAUGUAGGAACUGGCUAUUAUGUGGAGAAGUCAGCAGAUGAUGCUAAAGACUUCUUCAAGAGGAAGAUUGACUUCCUCACUAAGCAGAUGGAAAAAAUUCAGCCCGCUCUGCAGGAGAAGCAUGCCAUGAAGCAGGCAAUCGUGGAGAUGAUGAGCCAGAAGAUUCAGCAGCUCACAGCGCUGGGGGCGUCCCAGGCAGCCGCGGCCAAAGCCUGAGAGGGGUUGGGGGGAAGGGGGUUGGGUGGAGCCGAGAGCACGUGUACAGAGCCAAUAAAAGUGUCUGCCGGAUCCA
This is a messenger RNA of Vombatus ursinus (common wombat), 564 nucleotides long. RefSeq names its product prefoldin subunit 5 (gene PFDN5). The coding region runs from base 21 to 488 and encodes 155 amino acids. Gene Ontology annotation, biological process: regulation of DNA-templated transcription; protein folding. Gene Ontology annotation, cellular component: cytoplasm; prefoldin complex. The record is from RefSeq and is a predicted model, not a curated record. The transcript is spliced from 6 exons. NCBI's taxonomy places the organism in Eukaryota, Metazoa, Chordata, Mammalia, Diprotodontia, Vombatidae.